UGUUACUGUACAUGGCUGCACCUGCACUUGGAAAGUUCGUUCCCAGUGACGUCAUCUCUGCCUCCCAGCUGGUCUGGACUGAAGUCUGCUCCGCUCUGGGGAGGCUGCCUGCUGCUGUGUUUAAGUGCUGAACGGAGUACCAAGAGAAAAAGCUCGGAUAUUGUCUCAAGGAUAUUCUGUAUGCGGGAAAUUGAACCCGUUUUCGUUGAGCCACAUCAAGAACACAGACGUAACAUUUGACAGAUACAUUGUUUGCAGAGCCCACCAGGUAGCUGUGGUUAGCCAUGGAGGAUGGUAAGCCAGUGUGGGCGCCCCACCCCACCGAUGGGUUCCAACUGGGCAUGAUUGUGGAUAUCGGAGUUGACACCCUCGCCAUCGAACCACUCAACCAGAAGGGCAAGACCUUUCUGGCUCCUAUGAACCAAGUGUUCCCUGCUGAGGAAGACGUCAACAAACAUAUGGAGGACAACUGUUCUCUUAUGUACCUGAAUGAAGGCACGCUCUUAAACAACGUCCGAGUUCGGUAUAGUAAAGACAAGAUCUAUACAUACGUCGCCAACAUCUUGAUUGCUGUGAACCCUUACUAUGACAUCCCCAAACUGUACGUUCCAGAGACCAUCAAGUCUUAUCGUGGCCGGUCCCUGGGCACUCUACCACCUCACGUCUACGCAAUCGCGGACAAGGCCUACCGGGACAUGAGAGUCCUGAAGAUGAGCCAGUCUAUCGUAGUGUCUGGAGAAUCUGGGGCUGGGAAGACAGAAAAUACCAAGUUUGUCCUCAGAUAUUUAACAACGUCAUACGGCACCGGGCAAGAUAUUGAUGAGAGAAUUGUUGAAGCAAACCCCCUGCUAGAGGCGUUUGGAAACGCCAAGACAGUCCGGAAUAACAACAGCAGUCGUUUUGGAAAAUUUGUGGAAAUCCACUUCAAUGAAAAGAACAAUGUGGUAGGUGGCUUCGUGUCCCACUACCUGCUGGAAAAGUCAAGGAUCUGCAUGCAGAGUAAAGAGGAGAGGAACUACCACAUCUUCUACAGGCUGUGUGCCGGAGCCUCUGAAGACAUCAGACAGAAGCUGCACCUUGACUCCCCUGACAGCUUCAGGUAUUUGAAUCGAGGAUGCACAAGAUACUUUGCCAGCAAGGACACAGACAAACAGAUCAUGCAGAAUCGCAAGAGUCCUGAGCAUGUGAAGCUGGGUGCCCUGAAGGACCUUCUGCUGGACGACCAGGGAGACUUCAACAGGAUGUGCGGGGCCAUGAAGAAGAUUGGCCUGGACGACACGGAGAAGCUGGACCUGUUCAGGGUGGUGGCCGGGGUGCUGCACCUGGGCAACGUCGACUUUGAGGAGACUGGGAGCACAUCGGGCGGCUGCAUCCUGAUGAACCAGUCCAGUCCGACACUAGCCUACUGUGCUGACCUGCUGGGUUUGGACCAGGAAGACCUGAGAGUCAGCCUCACCACCAGGGUCAUGCUCACAACAGCAGGGGGCGCCAAAGGAACAGUUAUCAAGGUGCCUCUGAAGGUGGAACAGGCAAACAAUGCCCGGGACGCCCUGGCCAAGGCCGUGUACAGCUGCCUCUUCGAUCACGUGGUCAGGAGGGUCAACCAGUGCUUCCCCUUCAACACCUCCUCCAACUUCAUUGGGGUGCUGGAUAUUGCUGGCUUUGAGUAUUUUGAGCACAACAGCUUUGAGCAGUUCUGCAUCAACUACUGCAAUGAGAAGCUGCAGCAGUUCUUCAACGAGCGCAUACUUAAAGAGGAGCAAGAGCUGUAUCAGAAGGAGGGACUGGGAGUCAGUGAAGUUCAUUAUGUCGACAACCAGGACUGUAUAGACCUGGUGGAAGCCAAGCUGGUGGGCAUCCUGGACAUUCUGGAUGAAGAGAACCGCCUACCACUGCCCAGCGACCAGCACUUUGCAGAGGCCAUCCACAGCAAGCACAAAGAUCACUUCAGACUGACGGUUCCUAGGAAGUCCAAGCUGGCUGUCCACAGGAACGUCAGAGAUGAUGAAGGAUUCAUCGUCAGACACUUUGCCGGAGCAGUGUGCUACGAGACGACCCAGUUUGUAGAGAAGAAUAAUGAUGCUCUCCAUAUGUCCUUGGAGAGCCUGGUGUGUGAGUCCAAGGAUAAGUUUGUGAGGGAGCUUUUUGAGAACUCCAACAACAGCAAGGACUCCAAACAAAAGGCUGGCAAACUCAGCUUUAUCAGUGUGGGCAAUAAAUUCAAGACCCAGUUGAAUGUACUUCUGGAGAAGCUUCGCAGCACUGGUUCCAGCUUCAUUCGCUGUGUGAAACCCAACUUGAAGAUGGUGAGCCACCAGUUUGAAGGAGCCCAGAUUCUGUCUCAGCUGCAGUGUUCAGGCAUGGUGUCAGUGCUGGACUUGAUGCAGGGAGGCUUCCCCUCCCGAGCUCCCUUCCAUGAGCUCUACAACAUGUACAAACAGUACAUGCCUGACAAGCUCACACGACUGGACCCCAGGCUCUUCUGCAAGGCUUUGUUCAAAGCGCUGGGGCUGAAUGAGAAUGACUACAAGUUUGGUUUGACCAGAGUGUUCUUCCGCCCUGGGAAGUUUGCGGAGUUUGACCAGAUCAUGAAGUCGGACCCGGACCACCUGGCAGAGCUGGUGAAGAAGGUCAACCAGUGGCUGGUCGUCAGCCGUUGGAAGAAGGUCCAGUGGUGCUCCCUUUCUGUCAUCAAAUUGAAGGAGAAGAUGAAGUAUCGUGCCUCUGCCCUUGUUAAGAUUCAGAAGACUGUCCGCAUGUGGCUCUGUAAGAAGAAACAUAAGCCACGCGUCGACGGCAUGGUGAAGGUGCGUAUCCUGAAGAUGCGUAUGGAACGCUUCAACGAGGUGGUGGGUGCUCUGAAGGAGGGCAAGCAGGAGAUGGCCCAGCAGGUCCAGGAGCUGGGGGCCUCCAUCGACACCUUCAUGGCCAAUAUCAAGGCCACAGUGAUGACCAGGAAGGAGAUUGACCAGGAGUACCAGGGGCUGGUGAAGAGCUUGGAGCAGCUGCUCUCCUCCAUGCAGAAGAAGAAGCAGGAGGAAGACGAGAUGGAGAGGCUGCGGCGCAUCGAAGAGGAGAUGGAAAGAGAGAGGAAGAGGAGGGAGGAGGACGACCAGCAACGGCAGCAGGAGGAGAACGACAGAAAGAAGAAAUCGGAGAUGGAGCAUAAGAGGAAGCAGGAGGAGGAGGAGAGGAAGAGGAGUGAGGAAGAAAAGAAGAUUAUGCAGGCGGAGAUGGACAUCCAGAUAGCGCUGGAGCGGGAGGAGGACGCCCAGCGAUCGACCUUGUUGGAGCAGGAGAGGAGAGACCGAGAGCUGGCCAUGAGGAUCGCCCAGAGUGAAGCCGAACUCAUCAACGACGAGGCCCAGAUGGACCCCAGUCUGCGCAGCAAUGGGUCUUUCUCAGGUCUCUAUCCAAACACAGUGAGAGCCAUGGGUUCACAGAUGCAGGCACUCAAAGCCGGUGGCGUGAAGAAGUACGACCUGAGCAAGUGGAAAUACGCCGAGCUGCGGGACGUCAUCAACACCUCGUGCGAUAUUGAGCUGCUGGCGGCAUGCAGGGAGGAGUUCCAUCGCCGUCUCAAGGUCUACCACGCCUGGAAAUCCAAGAACAAGAAACGUGACACAGCUGCUGAGCAGAGGGCCCCCAAAUCUAUCACUGACUACGCCCAACAGAAUCCGGCCCCGGCCGUGGCCACCCAGCAGCAGGAGAUGGCCAUGAACCGCCAGCAGCGAUACUUCCGCAUUCCCUUCAUCCGGCCCGCUGACCAGUACAAGGACCCCCAGAACAAGAAGAAGGGCUGGUGGUAUUCCCACUUUGACGGGCCCUGGAUCGCCAGGCAGUUGGAACUGCACCCAGACAAGCAGCCCAUCCUGCUGGUGGCAGGGAAAGACGACAUGGAGAUGUGUGAGCUAAGCCUGGAAGAGACCGGGCUGACCCGGAAGAGAGGGGCUGAGAUCCUGCCUCGGCAGUUUGAGGAGAUCUGGGAACGCUGCGACGGGAUCACAUACCUGCGAAACGCCAUCGAAAGCAAGCAGGCCAGGCCCACGUAUGCCACAGCCAUGCUACAGAACCUCCUCCAGUGAACCAGAGGGACCACCCAUGUCCAUAGGCUCAGUAGGAAGGCAAUAAGUAAAGGGAAAAGAGCAGAAGCACCCUCUAUCAUAGCAGCCUUUCAGGCUAAUGCAGGGUCUCCCAAACCAAGGGGUACAUGUUUUGGUUUUUGCCCAUGCACUACACAGCUGAUUCGAAUAAUUAACUAUGUAAUGUUGGGGCUAAAACCAAAAUGUGCACAGAUAGCCCAGCGUUUCCCAAACUCUGUCAACGCUUAGUUAUCUCACCGAGGGCAUUUCAAAGUUUUACUUAGUUCUUUGUUGUGUUUUUUAAAAGUAGAUUUUUGUCAUUUUUGUGGGUUUUGUUUAUUUUGCUGUGUGAAAAUAAAGACCAAUAUACAUCCCGUCUUCAUGCAAUGGCUACAUUUAAAUUAAAUCUUUACUUCGAGGCCUUAAAACUAUUUGAUAUUAUUGAGACAUGUUUCAAAGCUGCACUUCCUUGUUUCAUUGCUAAAUGAAAACGAAGCACUGUUGGAACUGUUAUAUUUGAUUGAAUAAAUGUUACAAGUAUUUGGCUUUA
Oncorhynchus gorbuscha (pink salmon) is the source of this 4632-nucleotide messenger RNA. Its product is annotated as unconventional myosin-VI-like. The coding region runs from base 285 to 4085 and encodes 1266 amino acids. NCBI's taxonomy places the organism in Eukaryota, Metazoa, Chordata, Actinopteri, Salmoniformes, Salmonidae. Gene Ontology annotation, cellular component: endocytic vesicle; cytoplasm; myosin complex. Gene Ontology annotation, molecular function: microfilament motor activity; ATP binding; actin filament binding. The record is from RefSeq and is a predicted model, not a curated record. The transcript has 33 exons. Gene Ontology annotation, biological process: actin filament organization; inner ear morphogenesis; endocytosis.